AUGGUGAAAUUCAUAGUGGCAAACUUUGUCUUGGUAUUGCUUGUGUCAACAAGUAGAGGUCAGUCAAUUUUUGAUGUGACAAAAGAAGGUGCAAGGAUUGGAGCUGAUAUCAACCAGGCUUUAACCAGAUCGUGGAACAAAGCAUGUGCGUCAACUAUUCCAAGCAAAGUGUUUAUUCCAAAGGGGAUAUUCUUGUUAAGUCCUGUGACUUUUGAAGGUCCAUGCAAAGCUGCUAUUGAGGUUGCAGUUCAAGGCACCCUUAAGGCCUUAACUGAUAGCAAAGUGACGAAGGAUGGAAGUUGGAUUACUUUCCAACGUAUCCAACACUUCACAUUGUCAGGUGGUGGAACUUUCGAUGGCCAAGGAGCCUCUGCUUGGGGUACUUGUGGCGAAAACUUUUGCAAACAACUUCCCAUUGUUUUUUCAGUUUUUCAUAUCCCCAUAUCCCCCCUUGUCAAAAUGGAAGCUAAGCCUUUAAUGAAAAAUUAUGGGUUUUUUGUUGAAGUUAAAUCAAAUAAGCCUUUGAUCUGUAAAGUUAAGUUUGUGAAACUCGUUAAACUAUUGAUGCAAAUCAUUUAA
Molecule: messenger RNA, 579 nt
Organism: Pistacia vera
Lineage: Eukaryota; Viridiplantae; Streptophyta; Magnoliopsida; Sapindales; Anacardiaceae
Product: polygalacturonase-like
Exons: 3
Coding region: 1-579 (192 amino acids)
Biological process (GO): carbohydrate metabolic process
Molecular function (GO): polygalacturonase activity
Source: RefSeq, a predicted model, not a curated record